AUGGCUCUUCCCAAAAAUCAAUUUUUUGUCAUCGUCGAAAAAUCUAGAGAGCCAGGCCAACAUUUAUAUAUAUCAGAUGCAAACUUUAAUAUCAAGGAAAUAAAAAAUCCUACAAAACCUCUACUUCUUAACUUAGAAUUUACCUUUUGCUUUUAUGAUGACUCAAUUUUUAUGUUUAAGGAUUGUUUUGAUAUGAGUGAAGGACUUAAUGUAGUUCCUGAUGCAAGAAGAUAUAUAAUUUCGCAAAAUAAAUGAAUAAAUUUAAACGUCCAGUAUUGUGGAUAUCCUUAUUCAUGUGUUGGAUUCAAAGAUAAAAUCAUUUUUGCUGGAUGAAUGUCAGGGAUAUGAAUAUAUGAUAUACUUUUGGAUUCGUACUCACAGCAUUUAAUUAGAAAUUUUGAUACAGAAGAGAAUAAAAUGCUGCUUAAAAUUUCUGGUAAAAUUUAUUUGCUUGUUCCUGAUUUAAAUCAUAAUUAAUAUGGGAGCUGGACAAAGGUCAGCCAACAUCGAGAACAUUAUUAAUUAUAUCCUGCAAGAGCCUUGACAGCUAUAAAAUAGAUAGCAAUGUUAAGUGCUCAAUUAGCAUAAAUAGCUCGUAUUUUGUGUCGUAAAAUCAUUAUUUUGUAAAGCCAAAUGCUUGAUUAAAUCAAAGCAGCAUUUAUUUUUGUGAUUGCGAAUUUUGCAGCCCAGAGAAUUGGGCUAUAAAAGGCAACUCAAUAUUAAAGUUCUGCUUAUGCUCAGAGCUCAGACCAAGUCCACUUCGAGGUUUGCUUUUACAUCAUGGGGUGAUGAACAUAGGAGUUGGAAAGGGGUUGCCAGCAAGACUAGCACCCAAAAGCACAACUCGGAUAAUCUUUUUAGCGUGAUGCCAGUAUUGCAUUCUGAGCUUCAAGUUUCCAUUGAGAGAAAAAUUGACUAAAAAAUUUGUUUUUUCAAACUUUUGAGGCCGACAACUCACGUUAAUAUUAUCUAGGCUGAUUAUUCUAGGCAUUUAACGAAGAAUGCGCCUGAAGGGUCUACAACUGAGCUAACGGGUAUAGUUUGGAUUAGGUAAGCCCUAUAGAUAGGGUAAGCUGGACUGAGGACAAAGCAAGAUGAUGCAAUCAAGGCUUACACCUAGGUUCAAGGAGUACUCAAUAAUCUUAAUCUAAUCCUUAUUUAAGUAAAAUUUUAUAUUGUGAUGAUCCUUUAUUAGAUUGAAUGCUUCUAUCGAAUUUUCAUGAUACUUUGUUUUGUGAAAGAGCUUCUCCUCAUGUGUACUAUCAUGGAUCAAUUUAUUAUUUUACUCUCUCAUGAUAAAUUAUGCAUUAUUACAAAUAAUACUGGGCAAUUUUAAAUAAUAAUAUUUUAAUAAUUUGGAUAGGCGAGAUAGAAGGGAUUUGAAUUCUACUUUAUACGAAUUUUCUCUAUCUAAAUUUAGCUCAAAACCUACGAAGUUGAAAGGAAGCACUAAUAAUGCAAUUAAGAUUUAA
Blepharisma stoltei is the source of this 1472-nucleotide messenger RNA. NCBI's taxonomy places the organism in Eukaryota, Ciliophora, Heterotrichea, Heterotrichida, Blepharismidae. The record is from the annotation of a GenBank genome assembly.